AACAAAUCUAAAAAUGUCAAGUUUCCUAAAAAACUUAUUUACGAAAGUUAAAUUGGAGUCUGAAGAAGAAUCUCAAGAAAAAUCCGAAGAAGAAUCUGAAGGAGGUGCUGAAUUGCCUUGCGAACCGGACGAAUCGGAACAAAAAGAGGCACCUAGAGAUGAAGAAGGGGAACUGGAGGAUCCUCAAGAUGUUUUACGCGAAGACUGUCGUCGAAAACCGGAGGCCAAAAAGUUAAUAAGGAAGUUGGACGAAUGCACCGAUAGAGUAAACAGAAAUAGCUGCACUACCGAGACUUGCACCAUGGAAUUGUUCGAUUUGCUUCAUUUUGUUGACGAGUGUGUCACUGAAUGUUUGUUCAAGCAUUUAAAGUAG
Messenger RNA from Brassicogethes aeneus, 373 nucleotides. The record is from the annotation of a GenBank genome assembly. Lineage: Eukaryota; Metazoa; Arthropoda; Insecta; Coleoptera; Nitidulidae.